CCACAAACUCUAUACAACAGCAUCCACAACGCACCUGGUGGCCCGGCGAGGGAACCAAACUUCUCCACGUGGACCUUUAGUCCACUGCGCAGCUGCCUGGAGAGAGCGUAAGAGCUCGUACAUUUGUCAGUGUAACUCAGUGUCAACAUGACACCUGCUGUGCAACAAUCACAUAUGCACUCCUCUCCCGUCCUAUUCCUGGCUCUCCUCGCCGCUUAUAUCGGGAACUUGAGAUUCCUGGGAGGGCUGCAGAUGUUACUCCUCCUCCAUGGUGCUGCCGGAGAGAUUGUGGCGGGCCAAGUGGUAGAAAGAAAGGAAGGCAAGAAAGAGGAGUCUGCUACCGUACUGCCACAGCCACCGCCGCCCGAGGAGUACCUUUACCACCAGCACGUUGAAAGUGAUACGCUCGUCAGGGAGUACCUUCUGCAGGAGAUUCAUCCACGUAGCGCUCUCAUGUGUCCGAAGGGCCUCGCUAUAGCCAAGAUCAGCAUGAAGUUGAGGGUCGGGAAGGAUUUAGUGGAGGCGCAUCCCGAGGCUCGUCUGACGGCGCCCUUCACUUACUGGCUGGUGCAAACUAACAACGGGAAGGGCAACGAUGAGGAGGAAGGUCCAAGCAGGUGUCCGACGCUGCAUCGGUGUCUAGGCUACCAAGCAUGCCUCUUCACCUUCGGGAUAGAGUUUUGCAAUCUUGAUCCCCUUCCUGGCCAACGCAAGUUCCUGUUGGUGACGGUGACCUGCAUGCGAGACGAAGCAUUGCUCAAGGGAAUGCGGGACGCUUACCAAGACGCUGUCCCCGUCAACGAGGUGGCGAGACGCUCUGGUCUGGUGUUACAUCUCACCUAUACUUCACACUUGGAGGAGGGCGUGCAGGACCUGUCCUCCACGGUCAUAUCGGAACGAGAAGAAGGAGAAGGUGAAAUAUUCUAUGCCAUGUGCCACAAUCUCCAAGAUAUCACCAAGUCCGGCUAUCGCGGUCAAUGUCACACGGAGCCUCCAGCCUCUGAGGUCGUGAGCGAGGCCCUGUGGUCCCUCCUCGGCCGGGUACCUUCACGCCAGUGCCGAGAGGAAUUGCAGGAAAUCUACUGUUCUUUUCAGUACCACAGCAAGGGUCUCUGUGUACCACCAUUUCUCGUCGCCCCUUCCCAGGUGAGUGGAGUGGACCCUGAAGACUUAAAGUUCAACGAUGUAUCGCUUCCAAAGAUGGGGCCUCGUCCACCACCCCUGAACUUCAAAAAACCACCAGGGCCCCUCCACCCUGCUGGUCUUGCUUUCGUUAUUCUAGUUCACAAAGAUCCUCCUGCUGUGAUGCAGCUGCUGUCUCUCAUCUACAGGCCCCACCACUUCUACGUGCUACACGUGGACCAACGAGCUACCCAUGUGCGCCGAGCCCUCAAUGAUCUGCUGCUUCACCUCAUGCCGGGAGCCUCCAACGUGAGGAUCUUGCCCGCGUCACGCUCCUUCGUGGCCUCUUGGGGAUCGUACAACAUCGUGCGGGCGGAGCUGGAGGCAUUCGAGGAGUUGCUCCGGAUGGGACACUGGGACUUUGCUAUCAACUUGAGCGGUGCCGACCUGCCUCUUCGGGACGUGGAUGACUUGGCGGCUACGUUAGCUCCUUACCGUGGAACGAACUUCGUGCCGAUCUUCACCCAGCGGAACAAGAACAUGAAGGCAGACCAGGGCCUGGCGUGGGAUGUAUGGCACGGGUGUGAAGGGUACGUGUACAACGUGACCAGGGGCGGCGGUCAGCCCGAGCCACAGGAGUUGCUCAUCUACACUGGGUCCCAGUGGUCCAUUAUGUCACAUGAACUGGUGAACUACGCCGUGACUCCCGCCCUUCGAUCGCAAGCUACGAACCGAUGGCAGUUUUACCUUCAAACAUCCAUCAUUCCCGAUGAAAGUUACUUCCCAACGCUGACUCAUAACUCCCCUUUCGUCAAUGCGACUCGGCACCUGGGGUUCCACUGGCUGAAGCGUUUCGAAGGACGCAACACUCUCAACCUUUGCCGCCACAUGGAGGACACUGACUUCUGUGGCCAGGGUCCAGGCCCCAUCACUGAGGAGGACCUUUAUCAGAUGUUUGAGAGUUCUCAUCGCUACUUCUUCGCCCGCAAGUUUAACACGAAUUCACCAACACAUGCCACUCGAGUGAAGGUGAACGAACAUAUGCGCAUCGGUUAUUACCAGAACCUGAGGACACAUUUAUCCCGCGACCUUAUGCAUCAGCUUUUGACGGCAGCACACGUAAGGCUCGUUCAGAAACACCUGGUGAAACCUUCCACUCGGCCCGGAAAUCUUCUCUCCUUACGGGUGUUGCCCGUCCUGCACCUCACCAAUCCCUGCUGCUCGCUGCCCUUCCAGAGAAGCUUCAAGAGCAUUCAGGAAUUUGUCACCUGGCUCGACUUUACCUUCGUGGACGCAGAGGGGUGGAGUGCAGGGGUGGCUCGGGCAGCAGUGUGGCAGCAGCCGCCAUUUGACUGCUAUCCUGACGGUCACCUGAGGGCACUGCGGGUCACGACGUGGCAAGAUGAGGUCCGCAGGACACAGCUUUCCAUCAACAUACCACUGCCCUUCGCCGCGCCGGGCGCUGACUCUGUGCAUGUGGAAAUGUGGUUCCACGUGGGACCGCGGAGCCUCAGUCCUUCAUGCCUGGCUGGAGAGGGGCGCCGCGCAUCUUCUCCCGGCAUACCCAUGCACUUCCCUGACCUGAAGGUGGAGAAUGUGACGGCGCAGCCCCUGGAAAUAGUGAUACAGCUGGUGGAUCCGCAGGGCAGCGUCAGGUGUGAGGAGCGACGCAAGGAGACGUGGGAGGAGAGCCGGAUCCACCCUAAUGCUGAUGGGGAGAGGGUGGAACUCGCGUCUUUCUUUACCCUCUUGUGCGGUCUUAUGGAAUCCGGACUUUGGACCGUGAGAGUGUUCCAGAGCGGAUUGGAGACGCCCAGACGCUACGAACUGACGGUAGGGGUGCUGCCCAGGUCUUGGGCAACGCAGGAACCGACACCAGAUUUGCUGAUGUCCUUGUGGCGGGUAGGAGAAGUGGCUGUCCUGCCCCUGGACGAUGGAGGUGAGAAGGCGAAGAAAGAGAAGGAAAAAAAGAAUGAAGGAAGCGGGGAAGAGAAAAAGUCGGACGUAGAUGAACAAAAAGGAGAAGAAGAGUUUGCUGAGAAGGAGGAGGAAAGGAAAAUGGUUGAGGAGCAGCACCAGCACAGCCUUCAUGAGAGGUCAGCUGGGGGAAUGAGCCCUGACCUGGUGGAGCGUGAGCAGAUCUUUAGACUGGACGAGUGGCUGGUGUGCGGCGGAGGCUUGCUGACGGCGACGCUGGCAGUCGUGUUUACAUAUCACUGGGUGGUUGUGCCUGCCCUGAUGUCCGUGAGAGCCUCCCCCAGGAUGCAGCGCUCCGCCCUCCUCGUUCUGUGCGCCGUGCUGCUACAGAUCUUCGUCACAUCUUCCUUCUGCAGAUGAUGCCAGACUCUCGUAUAUAGUAUUCCCGAGGAACUACAUUGCCGGUGGUCACAGUGAAGAGAGAAACCACGACCUGUAGUAAAACAUAUGACAUACGACUUAAGCCUGAAGCGUUUUGUUCUAGUAUAUUUCAUUAUAACUUCAAACAAAUGUUAUUUUGGGAGGUAAAACUGUCUUUUAUUAUUCUACUGGUGUUUCGAUUAGGAAUGUGUACCUUGAAUGAAAAAAAAGAAAAGAAAUAAAAACAAGCUCCCAUGAAAACACGACAAAUUAUCUGAGUUCUUUGGAAGAACAGCUACACUGAAAGAAAAAGGCUUCCUGAAUAUAGUUUGACCAUACACCAUCUCCUGAGGAUGCACCGCCACGUCAAACGUUGCUGUAUAUACUCUGCCUGACUUUGUUUUCGCUUUCCACACUGUAUUAUUUCCUCCUUAGUUCUUUUGGUUAUUAUUAGACAAUUGUUCACGUAUGGUAGAAAUGCUUGGUAAUGAUACUCCUAUUAUGUAUACGACAAGUGGAAGGGCGAACAUGUAAUAGUUACACUUUUCCUGAUGCGUUGGAUGUAUGGUAACGUAUUUUUCCUCUACAUUUCUCUUCAACUAUUUGAGGUGUGUAUGUAAUGCUGGAGAUAAUAUGAAUUGUAUGCAUGAUUACUGUUUUUGUUUAAUAAUUAUAAUUUUUUUACAUAACAA
Messenger RNA from Portunus trituberculatus (swimming crab), 4151 nucleotides. RefSeq lists its product as uncharacterized. Gene Ontology annotation, molecular function: protein xylosyltransferase activity. The transcript is spliced from 20 exons. The coding region runs from base 148 to 3459 and encodes 1103 amino acids. Gene Ontology annotation, biological process: heparan sulfate proteoglycan biosynthetic process; chondroitin sulfate proteoglycan biosynthetic process. Gene Ontology annotation, cellular component: membrane. Lineage: Eukaryota; Metazoa; Arthropoda; Malacostraca; Decapoda; Portunidae. The record is from RefSeq and is a predicted model, not a curated record.